AUGUCAAACCUCGAUUCCCCAGCAUCGCCCGGCCGCCCCCGCGCCUCCUCCGCCGCAAUCCGCCCCGAGACUCCGCGAUCCUCGCACGGCUACGCCUCGAGCGUCAACGAAUACCCCGACGAGCACGGCGACCACAGCUUCGCCGGCGGCGGCGGCGGGAACGCGGGCAACGAGCUGGGCAACCUGGCCGAUGAGCUGGCCGACGCCGACGAGGAUGAGUACGAGUACGAGGGCGACGAGGGCGACGAGAUCAUCACCGACGCCGACCUGGCCGACCCGACGCACGCAAACACGAAUGCAAACGCACAAGGCAGUCACGGCGAGCACGUGUCGAGUCCGGACACGGCGGCCACGCCGCGCGGCAGCCUGCUCAUGUCGCCCAAGUCGACGAGCACGCUGAGCCCGCCGUCGCGGGCGCGCAAGCACCACCGCCGGAAUCAGUCAAAGUACGACGGCAGCGACUACGGCGACGACAGCGACUUUGACAGCGAGGGCAUCAGUCCGGGCCUGGAGAAGCGCAUGGCUGAGGUGGAGAGCCUGGCACGGAGAGGCAUGGAGGAGAACGGCAGCGCCAAUGACGCUGUCGUCAUGCGGCUGACGGAGCAGCUGAAGGACUUGGGGAGCCAGGCGGGCGUCGAGAGCGGCGCGACGCGUCUCAUCACGGCCCACACGGCACUGACGACGCACCUGACGCACCAAACACGGCUGCUGACGAGCCUGACGUCGAGCUUGCUCUCGCCGCUCAGCAUGCCGCCCAGCCCCGAGGACAUCGACACACUGCUCCCACUGCUGACGGACACGCUGACGCACCUGCCGACGGCGCCGCCAACGCCCCUGCACGCCCUCGCGACGCUGACGCACCAGACGCACGACCUGCUGCAGUCGCUGUCGUACCUGGCCGACUCGCUGCACAUGGGCCGCCAGACGUCGAACGUGGCGCAGCGGCGGCUGAAGGUCGUGCGCGAGGCGCUGGGCGAAUGGCGCCGCGAGAGCGAGCUCCGCGAGGAGGGCGUGAGGUGGAUUGAGCGCGGCGGCUGGCAGCAGCGCCUCGAGGGCCGCGAGGCCGCAAAGGCUUGCAGUGAUGUCGUCGGCGGGUUCGAGGAGGUCUGCGCUGGCUGGCGGCAGCGGCUGGUUGCGGUUGGGGGCGAGGAGGUCGCCGCUUAG
Molecule: messenger RNA, 1164 nt
Organism: Aplosporella prunicola CBS 121167
Lineage: Eukaryota; Fungi; Ascomycota; Dothideomycetes; Botryosphaeriales; Aplosporellaceae
Exons: 2
Coding region: 1-1164 (387 amino acids)
Source: RefSeq, a predicted model, not a curated record